CUGUGUCCGUAACCAUGACAGCGGCCUCCUCUCUAUCUCUCCUCCCCGCCCACUUCUCCUGCCCUGAGCGCUGAUAGGUGCAGCCAGUGUCAUUAACACUCCCAAGCACCGCCCCCAGGCUACACUGUUCUUAGAGGCCUGGGUUACACAAUAGUACGGAAGACAUCUGGUGAGUGUGAGACACCCAGCAGCCAUCUCCAUGAGUCAGGAGGAUUGAGCAGGACCCAGAGCCCCAUCCCGGUGCCUCCACCUCACUCACUGAUACAUGAGAGACACAGUGACCAGAAGAUCCUGGAACUCACCAACAAGAUCAUUCAGCUGCUGACUGGAGAGGAGGGGGAGUAUAUAGAGGAACACAGGGGUCUGUACAAGGACGUGAUGAUGGAGAAUCACCGACCCCUCACAUCACUGGAUGGGCCCAGUAACAGAGAUACCCCAGAGAGAUGUCCCCGUCCUCUGUAUUCCCAGGACUGUACAGAGGAGAAUCACAGGAUCCCACAGGAGGAUCAGGAUGAAGGUCUGACUAAUAUUAAGUUAGAAGAUACUGAGGGAGAAGAGACGUAUGUGACUGAUAUAAAGGCAGAAGAUAUAGAGGGAGAAGAAGAGACGUAUGUGACUGAUAUAAAGGCAGAAGAUAUAGAGGGAGAAGAAGAGACGUAUGUGACUGAUAUAAAGGCAGAAGAUAUAGAGGGAGAAGAGACGUAUGUGACUGAUAUAAAGGCAGAAGAUAUAGAGGGAGAAGAAGAGACGUAUGUGACUGAUAUAAAGGCAGAAGAUAUAGAGGAAGAAGAAGAGACGUAUGUGACUGAUAUAAAGGCAGAAGAUAUAGAAGGAGAAGAAGAGAUGUAUGUGACUGAUAUAAAGGCAGAAGAUAUAGAGGGAGAAGAAGAGACGUAUGUGACUGAUAUAAAGGCAGAAGACAUAGAGGGAGAAGAAGAGACGUAUGUGACUGAUAUAAAGGCAGAAGAUAUAGAGGGAGAAGAAGAGACGUAUGUGAGGGGUGAUCAGCAGUGUAAGGAGGAUGAGAUCCCUACAGAUAUCAGCACAGCAGAUAAACACAACAGGAAUAUCUCAGAGGAACAUUUAUCUCCAGCGUUCGAAACAGAAGAUAACAAAAACAUCAUACGAGAUUCUUCAGACGAAAUCUCCAUAACCCUAAAUAUACAUCCAGUACAUCGCAGUUCCAAUAUAUCAUCUGAUCCCUCUAAUCACGAGGAAGCUUCUAGCAGUAACUUGGAUUCUGUUACCCAUAGUACAACUCAUACUGGUGAUACAGUCUUCUCCUGUUCUGAAUGUGGGAAAUGUUUUAAACAUGAGUCAGUUUUAAUUAGACAUCAGAGAACCCACAAAAGUAAGAAAAUAUUUACAUGUUCUGAGUGUGGGAAAUGUUUCCCAUAUAGAUCACAUUUGAAAAAACACUGGAGAAUUCACACAGGCGAGAAACCAUUUUCAUGUACUGAGUGUGGGAAAUGUUUUACUCGGAAAUCAGAUCUUGUUAUACAUCAGAGAAGUCACACAGGUGAGAAGCCAUUUCCUUGUUCUGAGUGUGGCAAAUGUUUUACACAGAAACCAUACCUUGUUGAACAUCUGAGAAUUCACACAGGUGAAAAACCGUUUCUAUGUUCUGAGUGUGGGAAAUGUUUUACACGGAAAUCAGAUCUCGUUGAACAUCAGAGAAUUCACACAGGUGAAAAACCAUUUCCAUGUUCUGAAUGUGGAAAAAGUUUUACACAGAAAUCAUAUCUUGUUAGACAUCAGAGAAUUCACACACUUGAGAAGCUAUUUCCAUGUUCAAAUUGUGGGAAAUGUUAUACAAAGGAAGCAUAUCUUGUUGAACAUCAGGGAAUACACACAGGUGAGAAACCAUUUCUAUGUUCUGAAUGUGGAAAAUGUUUUACAUAUAGAUCAGGUUUCAAUAAACAUUGGAGAAUUCACACAGGUGAGAAACCAUUUACAUGCUCUGAGUGUGGGAAAUGUUUUACACGAAAAACCUAUCUUGUUGAUCAUCAGAGAACUCACACAGGUGAGAAACCAUUUCCGUGCUCCGAGUGUGGGAAAUGUUUUACACACAAAACACAUCUCCUUGAACAUCAAAAAAUUCAUAGAGGUGAGAAACCAUUUCUAUGUUCUAAGUGUGGGAAAUGUUUUACACAAAAAACACAUCUUUUUGAACACGAGAGAAGUCACACAGGUGAGAAACCAUUUCCAUGUGCUGAAUGUGGGAAAUGGUUUACUCGAAAGGCAUAUCUUGUUGAACAUCAGAGAACUCACACAGGUGAGAAGCCAUUUUCUUGUUCUGAGUGUGAGAAAUGUUUUACUCAGAAAUCUUAUCUUGUUGCACAUCAGAGAAGUCACACAGGUGAGAAGCCAUUUCCAUGUUCUGAGUGUGGGAAAUGUUUUUCACAAAAAUCAGAUCUUGUUACACAUCAGAGACGUCACACAGGUGAGAAACCAUUUCCGUGCUCUGAGUGUGGGAAAUGUUUUACACAUAAAUCAGAUCUUGUUAUUCAUCAGAGAAUACACACAGGGGAGAAACCAUUUUCAUGUUCUGAGUGUGGGAAAUGUUUUACAUACAAAUCAACUCUUAUUACACACAAGAGAAGUCACAUUGGUGACAAAGCUGUUUCCUUGAGCUGAUGGGCAUCAAACAUGGUCGAAGAAAUUGAUAUAAUUGCUAAUAUUUUGAAAGUCAUUAUUUAAAGAUAAACAUGAAUUAAUUUACAGAGUGUUUGCUCAAAGCUUUAUGUCCAUCACUCACUUAUUGAGGGUAAUUGAAAAUUCCAGUCACGUUACUAGAAUGUAAUUACCAGCCAUAGACAUAUAAAGUAUGUCAUAAACAGAAGACUGCAACAGAUCACUAAUGUGUGGAACUUAUUAUAUCUGUAGGUCGCUUAUUUGAUCAGGUUUCAACAUCAUUCAGACAUCCUAGUUACAUAGGGUCCACAAGUCAUUUAGAAUCCCAGCAAUGGGCUGGAGAGGUAAUGGGGCACUAUUAUGUUUGGUCAUACUCCCUAAUUAAAGGUAUAAUUAGUUCUGUAAUACGUUAUUGGUGCUUCAUAAUAAAAUAUAAUAAGUACCACCCUGCAUUUAGUAUUUUAAGACUAAUAGCCUAAUUAGUGUAUGCUGUUAUUUGGUAGCUCAACAUCCAUGAGAAGUCUUCCCAUGUAAUCACCAGUGACAUCACUGAGAGUGCAGCCAAUCUAGUCACUAGGAGCCAGUGGCAUCACUGAGAGUGCAGCCUAUCCACUCACUAGGAGCCAGUGACAUCACUGAGAGUGCAGCCUAUCCACUCACUAGGAGCCAGUGACAUCACUGAGAGUGCAGCCUAUAUAGUCACUAGGAGCCAGUGACAUCACUGAGAGUGCAGCCUAUCUAGUCACUAGGAACCAGUGAUAUCACUGAGAGUGCAGCCUAUAUAGUCACUAGGAGCCAGUGACAUCACUGAGAGUGCAGCCUAUCCAGUCACUAGGAGCCAGUGACAUCACUGAGAGUGCAGCCUAUCCAGUGACUAGGGGCUUGUGACAUCACUGAGAGUGCAGCCUAUCCCUUCACUAGGAGACAGUGACAUCACUGAGAGUGCAGCCUAUCCAAUCACUUGUAGCCAGUGGCAUCACUGAGGGUGCAGCCUAUCCAGUCACUAGGAGCCAGUGACAUCACUGAGAGUGCAGCCUAUCCAGUGACUAGGGGCUUGUGACAUCACUGAGAGUGCAGCCUAUCCCUUCACUAGGAGACAGUGACAUCACUGAGAGUGCAGCAUAUCCAGUCACUAGGAAUCAGUGACAUCACUGAGAGUGCAGCCUAUCCAGUGACUAGGGGCUUGUGACAUCACUGCAGCCUAUCCAGUCACUAGGAGCCAGUGACAUCACUGAGAGUGCAGCCUAUCCAGUCACUAGGAGCCAGUGACAUCACUGAGAGUGCAGCCUAUCCAAUCACUAGGAGCCAGUGACAUCACGGAGAGUGCAGCCUAUCCAGUCACUAGGAAGCAGUGACAUCACGGAGAGUGCCGCCUAUUCAGUCACUAGGAACCAGUGACAUCACAGAGUGCAGCCUAUCCAGUCACUAGGAACCGGUGACAUCACUGAGAGUGCAGCCUAUACAGUCACUAGGAGCCAGUGACAUCACUGAGAAUGCAGCCUAUCCAGUCACUAGGAACCAAUGACAUCACUGAGAGUGCAGCCUAUCCAGUGACUAGUGGCUUGUGACAUCACUGAGAGUGCAGCCUAUCCCUUCAGUAGGACAGUGACAUCACUGAGAGUGCAGCAUAUCCAGUCACUAGGAACCAGUGACAUCACUGAGAGUUCAGCCUAUCCAGUAACUAGGGGCUUGUGACAUCAGUGAAGUCUAUCCAGUCAAUAGGAGCCAGUGACAUCACUGAGAGUGUAGCCUAUCCAGUCACUAGGAACCAGUGACAUCACGGAGAGUGCCGCCUAUCCAGUCACUAGGAACCAGUGACAUCACAGAGUGCAGCCUAUCCAGUCACUAGGAACCGGUGACAUCACUGAGAAUGCAGCCUAUCCAGUGAUUACGGGCUUGUGACAUCACUGAGAGUGCAGCCUAUCCAGUCACUAGGAGACAGUGACAUCACUGAGAGUGCAGCCUAUCCAGUCACUAGGAACCAGUGACAUCACUGAGAAUGCAGCCUAUCCAGUGACUAGGGGCUUGUGACAUCACUGCAGUCUAUCCAGUCACUAGGAGCCAGUGACAUCACUGAGAGUGCAGCCUAUCCAAUCACUAGGAGCCAGUGACAUUACUGAGAGUGCAGCCUAUCCAAUCACUAGGAGCCAGUGACAUCACUGAGAGUGCAGCCUAUCCAGUCACUAGGAACCAGUGACAUCACUGAGCGUGCAGCCUAUCCAGUCACUAGGAACCAGUGACAUCACUGGGAGUGCAGCCUAUCCAGUCACUAGGAGCCAGUGGAAUCACUGAGAGUGCAGCCUAUCCAAUCACUAGGAGCCAGUGACAUCACAGAGUGCAUCCUAUCCAGUCACUAGGAACCAGUGACAUCACUGAGAGUGCAGCCUAUCCAGUCACUAGGAACCAGUGACAUCACUGAGAGUGCAGCUUAUUCAGUGACUAGGAGCCAGUGACAUCACUGAGAGUGCGGUCUAUCCAGUCACUAGGAGACAGUGACAUCACUGAGAGGGCAGCAUAUCCAGUGACUAGGGGAUUGUGACAUCACUGCAGCCUAUCCAGUCACUAGGCUAAAGAAUUCCACCCAAAUGACUGCCUGUGUUGUGUGUCAGGAUAGUUGUGAUGUAAUUGAUGUGAUGUCAGAAUUUAAUGCCCUGAAACUCAAUAAAAAUUAUUGUUUUAAAAAAGAAUAUAAUGUCAUUCUCUACACUUGCUAUUCAUCCUAUGACCCAUGUUUUAUAAUGACUCCGAUAGAUUGUAUAGUGUGUUAAAUAUCUAAGUGCAUAAGGAAUAUCAUUUAUUUUAUUCAUACUCGCAUAUUUCAUAGGUAUACAGCUAUACCUAUCAUAUAAUAUACCCUAACCCUCCUACCAUUUUGUUUUCUAGGUGACCUUUACACAGACAUUGGUUCACUAAUCAGAUACGUGUACUUUAACAGAGUUUAGCAGACUCAUUGUGUGUAAUAGAAUUGGAAUAAGGGUAAUUAGCUUCUAGCUGGUACCUUGUCCUAAUAUGAGCAUAUCAUUGUACUCCAAGAUGCAUGAAAUCUGUGGGAGUGUUAUAAGAAUUGGGUGUUACUGAAUAUUAUAAAACCAGUGUAUCACCAUGUUUUUCUCUGUUGAUGUCUUUGACCCGGGCUGAGAGGAUGUGGCCUCUCAGCCUGUAUAUGGGCGUGGUCUUUUUAAUAAAUAAUUGUUUUUAUAAA
Pseudophryne corroboree (corroboree frog) is the source of this 5836-nucleotide messenger RNA. Its product is annotated as oocyte zinc finger protein XlCOF6-like. The coding region runs from base 379 to 2637 and encodes 752 amino acids. The record is from RefSeq and is a predicted model, not a curated record. NCBI's taxonomy places the organism in Eukaryota, Metazoa, Chordata, Amphibia, Anura, Myobatrachidae. The transcript has 6 exons.